Mauremys mutica (yellowpond turtle) is the source of this 3677-nucleotide messenger RNA. RefSeq names its product sodium voltage-gated channel beta subunit 1 (gene SCN1B). NCBI's taxonomy places the organism in Eukaryota, Metazoa, Chordata, Testudines, Geoemydidae. Gene Ontology annotation, cellular component: voltage-gated sodium channel complex. The transcript has 6 exons. The record is from RefSeq and is a predicted model, not a curated record. Gene Ontology annotation, molecular function: sodium channel regulator activity. Bases 1516 to 2175 code for a protein of 219 amino acids. Gene Ontology annotation, biological process: cardiac muscle cell action potential involved in contraction; regulation of heart rate by cardiac conduction; sodium ion transport.
GCUGCAUCGCCCUCUCCCGACCCGACCGGGCACCAGCUGCAUCACCCCCUCCCGACCCGACCGGGCACCGGCUGCAUCGCCCUCUCCCGACUGGGCACCGGCUGCAUCGCCCUCUCCCGACCCGACCGGGCACCGGCUGCAUCGCCCUCUCCCGACCGGGCACCAGCUGCAUCACCCCCUCCCGACCCGACCGGGCACCGGCUCCAUCGCCCUCUCCCGACUGGGCACCAGCUGCAUCACCCCCUCCCGACCCGACCGGGCACCGGCUGCAUCGCCCCCUCCCGACCCGACCGGGCACUGGCUCCAUCGCCCUCUCCCGACCGGGCACCGGCUGCAUCACCCCCUCCCGACCCGACCGGCCACCGGCUGCAUCGCCCCCUCCCGACCCAACCGGGCACCGGCUGCAUCGUCCCCUCCUGACCCGACUGGGCACUGGCUCCAUCGCCCUCUCCUGACCAGGCACCAGCUGCAUCGCACCCUCCCGACCGGGCACUGGCUGUAUCACCACCUCCCGACUGGACAGGGCACCGGCUGCAUCACCCCCUCCCAACCAGGCACUGGCUCCAUUGCCCCCUCCCGACCAGACCAGGCACCAGCUGCAUCACACCCUCCUUACCGGAUCAGGCACCAGCUCCAUCGCCCCCUCCAAACUGGGACCCGGCUCCAUUACAUCGUCCCUACUGAACAUAGGCUCCAGCACUACCUCCAAGUCUAGUGGCGAGUGUCAAGGUCAUCCCUGGGGCAUCCCCAAAGUGGGUGCAAUUCUUCCCCUCAAGGGAGGCACUGGCAGGGCACCAUGCCCUGAUCACUAUUGGGCAGCUGGCUGGGUGUGGGCAGCAAAUGGGGAUUUGUUGAGUGGCCAGUUUGCAGCUCUGCAGUGACACUGAGACGCAACGAGCUGGGACCGUGGUGACACCCCCCACCCCCCCAGGGCUCCAGGCAUCCAGUCCUGACAGCACCAGUCCCACGCAGAGCAAGCGUGUCCCUCGUGAGCCUGACUCAUUUCAUGGGCUGCCAGGGUCCAGGUGGCAGCAGCUGAGCGGUGAACUCUGUUUUGUGGGCCAGGAGAGCUGUGUCCGGACGGGGUCGCUGUGGAGGACGAGGGACCCAGGUCUGCUGACAGCUCCCCCUGCUCCCCUGUUUAUGGCUCCUCCAGCCAUCCCUAUUGUCUGCCCUGGGCUGUGGGGGUGCCCCUAUCCUAGCAGUGCUGGGUCCUGGACCCACCUGGGGCAUCACGUGGCAGCAAGGGCAGCCCAGCUGUGCUAGCCUCUGCCUGGGGGAACGGGCCAGCCAGGACCAGCUGGGAGCAGCCGGCCAGGACAUUCCAAGACGCAGGCCAGGCAGUGCAGGGCGCCAAGCCCUUGGCUAUAAAUACCCUCCUGGAAGAUUCCUGUCAGGGAUCGUCUGUCCACUGAGCACGGAGCCAGCGGGCAGGGGCAGAGGGGGACCCGCAGCACCAGCCCCACUGAGGAGCUGUCCCAGCUGGCCUGGGGCCCUGAUCCCAGGGACCCCACCAUGGCUCUGCUGGGCCCAUCACUCCUGCUCUGUCUCAUCCUUGUGUCGUCGUGCUGGGCAGGCUGCGUGGAGGUGGACUCCCACACUGAGGCUGUUUUUGGGAUGACAUUCAAGAUCCUCUGCAUUUCCUGCAAGAAGCGGAGCGAGACCUCGGCCGAGGCCUACACGGAGUGGUACUUCAGGGAGAAGGGCACUGAGACCUUCACCAGGAUCCUGCGUUAUGACCCUGACGCACUGCUGGAGGUGGUGGACGAGCGGUUCCAGGAUCUGGUGGUGUGGAACGGCAGCAAGAACACGCGGGACCUGCAGGAUCUGUCCAUCUUCCUGACCAACGUGACCUAUGCGCAGGCGGGCGAGUACCUGUGCCGUGUUGACCGCAACCUCACCUUUGAUGGCUACGUCUACAACAUUGUCAUCAAUAAGACCAUCCAUGUCGAGGUGGUGGACAAGGCGAACCGGGACAUGGCGUCCAUCGUGUCAGAGAUCAUGAUGUAUGUGCUCAUCGUGGUGCUCACCAUCUGGCUGGUGGCUGAGAUGAUUUAUUGCUACAAGAAGAUUGCAGCGGCCACGGAGGCAGCUGCACAGGAGAAUGCCUCCGAGUACCUGGCCAUCACGUCAGAGAGCAAGGAGAACUGUGCCGGGGUGCAGGUGGCGGAAUAGUCCUUGGAGGCCGUCCGCAAGCCUGGGGGACCUCGUGUGGCGGGCCUGAGGUAACAGCAAGGAACGAAUGAAGGACGAGGGGAGUGAUUCGAGAUGGGGCACCCCCCAGAGAGUGCCCCCCAGCUGGCUCCCCCACACACCCUGCACACCUGGGGUCGCUCCAAACAAAGCAUGUUGUUGUGAAUCCUAGCACUUGCUCUUCCAGCCACAUGGGGGAUGGGCAGUGGGCACCUUGCUCUUUUAGACAAAUCCCUUCUCCUCAUGGUGAGCGAGGCUGCCCCUGCCACAAUGCAUGAUGGUGGAAGCAACAUGGCUACUGCUCAUGCAAUCCAAAGCUUGGCCUCAGCCUGCUCCAGCCCCCCACCCCUGCCUCUGGGCACUGCACUCGCGGUUUCUGGUUUGCACAUUUCGCGCGCUUCAGGUUAUUUUGGUUACUUCACUGCCAGCACGUUCUGGUUCUGAGGAGCGGGGGCCUGACGUGGGACACAGGAAGGGAAGGGCAUCAGAGCCCCAAACAGCUUCCAGCCUGGUCCCAGGUUACCAGCGCAAAGCAUUAGCCUCUCAGGGACUUGGGUGAGGCCUCCAGGCUGGCUGCCCAGUGGGUUCCUAGGCCUGAGCCAGACUCGAACCGGUGUCCAGGAUGCCUGCAUACUGGGAUCCCAUGGUCCCAGCCACAUGAGAGGAUGGAGGAUGCCUCCAAGAUGGCUGCCCAAUGGGUCCCAACUUGGCCACACCCAAGGCACCGUGGAGAUGGGGGAAAUGUCCAAGAUGGCUGCCCAUGAGUCCUGAGGCCCCACCCCAAGGCUGAGCCAGGCAUACACGAUGGCUGCCUUCAGGACCCCAGGCACGUUCCCUGAAGGAGCUCGUGUUUCCAUUCACAAAUGGGAUGUACCCCAUUGCCCCAGGGGGCUGCUUCGCAGACUCCCAGAGCAGACUCCCCUGGGUCCCCUACCCUCCAUCCCCUCCCAAUGGCCAAGGCACGGCAGGCAGGGCUGGGCUAGGAUUCCUCCAGGUCCCUGGCACUCAGACAGCUCCUCCCGUAGUAGUGGGGGCGGGGAGGCUGAAAUCUGAGGGAUUUGCUAGGCCUCAGCCUUCCAAGGGGUGCAGCAGACUCUACCCGCUCCCCUCCAUGCACUGACACCAGAGAUACCAGCUGCCGCCAUGCCAUCCAGCCCCCCCAUGCAAUAUCCCCCAGUGCCAUAUCCUCCCAUUCCAGCCACCCUUCCAUGCCAUCCAGCCCCCCAGUGUCAUAACCCCCAAUGCCAUCCAGCCAUAUCUCCUGUCCCUGCCAGCCAUCCCCCCCAUCCUCCCCAUGCCACCCCACUCCCCAGUGUCAUGUCCCCCUCAGUCCCCCUGGCCCAGGGGACCCAUCGCCCCAACCCAGCCACUCUGGGCUCUUCAGGGAAUACAGCUGAGUGGCUCCCAGACCCUCCUCCUCCGACCCUUGGACAGGUCCUGAGAACACACCCGUCACUGUGCCGUAGGGACUGUUCAUGGAAUAA